AGGUGACUAUUCUUCCAUCGAGAAUAAAUCACGCAGAGCUGACCACCGAACUGCCAUUUGGACAGAGACACUAACAAACAUUUAAGAGAGGGACGGACGGGACGUAUGGGGGAAAUUCUCAGGCAGCAGCAGCAGCAGUGUGUCCUCAUCACUCUUCGCUCCUUCUGCCGGUGUUUUGCCGAAAAAACAAAAAGGGGGAUACGUUGGAAAAUUCAUAUUCUCUCAGGCUGGAUUCACUCGUCUUCACCAAUGGAUGGAGUUUAUUCCCCAGCAAGCACAGUGACUUCUUAAAAACUUCUCCCUCUGUGCUGGCUUCUCAUCCUGCAGUCUUCAGGGGGAUGGAUCAUUGUGGGAUGGAUCAGCGGGUGAUUGAUCAGCGGGUGAUUGAUCAGCGUGGGGGUGCAGAGAGCCCCGGCCUGCGGGACAGCGUCAGCCCCGAGGAGCGAGGGGACAGCCCGGCCUCCAGCGGACCCCCGCCCUGCAAACUGAGCCGACCCGAGGUCAACGGGAGCCCGGCAGCUCCCAAAAACAGACAGAACGGGAACCAACUGAGACCCCUGGGAGGGUUGAUGAUCCCGGUGUGCUGCGUGGUGGAGCAUGCAGGCGGGGGGGCGGCGGGGGAGUGUGAGGGACAUGGAGACCGUCACGCUGAGUUUGUGUUGGUGCAUAAAGACGUCCUCUUCACGCAGCUGGUGGAGACGGCCCUGUCCGCUCUGGGAUACUCACACAGCUCAGCUGCACAGGCAAGUGGCAUCAUUAAAGUGGGCCGCUGGAAGCCGAUGCCCGUCCACUUCCUGACGGACGCUCCGGAGGCCACGGUGGCCGACAUGCUGCUGGACGUUUACCACAUGGUCACACUGCGCAUCAUCCUGUACAGUUAUGCUCGUCUGGAGGAUCUUCCCUCGGAGCAGUGGAGCCACGCCACGGUGAGGAGCGCCCUGAAGGAGCUGCUGAGGGAGAGCAACCAGAGCGCGCUCUCCAAGGAGUGUCCUCUCUCACAGAGUAUGAUCUCCGCGAUAGUGAACAGUUCCUACUACGUCAACGUCUCCACCUCGAAAUGCCAGGAGUUUGGACGCUGGUACAAGAGGUACAAGCGCAUCAAAGGUGAAUACAUUGAGAAGAUGUGGCAAGCUCAGGACAAAUCAGAUAUUAAAGUGGAGAGGGAUCUGGACCUGAGCAUCCUCAGCCAGCGCCCCUCGUCUCUCUUGCCCUCCCCCACCCGUCUGCACAGCCCUGGCUCUCUGUCCGGGGACUCUCAUCAGACCUCCACCCUCCAGCCUCACUGUCUGCCCCACCAGCACCACCCUCUACGUCCUCAGGGCCCUCCCCAUCACCUCCUGCCCCCCCAGCUCUCCCCUCAGAUGGUCAGGCAGCAGAUCGCCAUGGCGCACCUCAUCAACCAGCAGCUGGCCGUCAGCCGCCUGUUAGCGCACCAACACCCGCAGGGGGUCAACCAGCAGUUCCUGCACCACCCGCCAAUGUCUCGCUCCUGUAAAAGUUUGGGGUCCGCCUCAGAACCGGGACUCAACUGCUCGGGGGCCGAAGUCUCGUUUGGGAUCUACCAACACGUCAGGAACGAGCUGAAGAGAGCCAGCAUCUCUCAGUCGGUGUUCGCACGCGUGGCUUUCAACCGCACGCAGGGGCUGCUGUCAGAGAUCCUGCGUAAGGAGGAGGACCCUCGCUCGGCCUCUCAGUCGCUGCUCGUCAACCUGAAGGCCAUGCAGAACUUCCUGAGCCUUCCCGAGGGCGAGCGAGACCGCAUCUACCAGGAGGAGAGAGAGAGGAGCACCAACUCCAACCACAACCUGUCAGUCAACCACAUCUCCAGCCCCAUCACACACCGCCUCCCACAGACGAAGUGCAUCCUGUCUGCUGUGGAGCUGCCGCUGAAGCUCGACUCUCAGGGCAACAUCUCGUCAGGAAUCUACGAUGAGAUCCAGCAGGAGAUGAAGAGAGCGAAGGUCUCCCAGGCGCUGUUCGCCAAGGUGGCCGCCAAUAAAAGCCAGGGCUGGCUGUGUGAGCUGCUCAGGUGGAAAGAGAGCCCGAGCCCAGAGAACCGCACCCUGUGGGAGAACCUGACCAACAUCAGGAGGUUCCUGUUCCUCUGUCAGGCCGAGAGAGAUCAGGUCUACGAGGAGGAGUCCAGGCAGCAGCACAGCGAGAGGCUGCACACCGCCCUGCACGUCCCCGAGCAACAGGUGCUCCACAGGCCGCUCCUGCCCCCCCUCACCUCUCCCUCUCCGGUUCAUGAGGACCCUCAGCCCCUUCCUCUGCUGGUCCUUCAGGGCUCAGAGGACGGGUCUCAGAGUGGGAGGAGCCCCGGCCUCUCUGCUGGUUCUGGUUCUGGUUCUGGUUCUGGUUCUGGGGGACAGAAGAAGGCACGGUCCCGGACGCGGAUCUCCCUGGAGGCGCUGGGCACCCUGCAGAGCUUCAUCGGGGACGUGGGGCUGUACCCCGACCAGGAGGCCAUCCACACCCUGUCCGCCCAGCUGGACCUGCCCAAACACACCAUCGUCAAGUUCUUCCAGAACCAGCGCUACAACAACAAGCACCACAACAACAACCAGGUCCUAGGGGAGGAGGAGCGGGGGAGCCCCAACGAGGAGGGGGUCAGAGGGGAGUCUGUGUCUGAGGAGUCUGGAGAGGACGGGGGAGGGUCCGUGGAGGAGGGGAGAACAGAGGGAGGAGGAGAUGUGGAGAAAGAAGAAGAAGAGGGGGAUGAUGGGAAACCCUCGUCCACUCUGUCCCCCUACAGCAGCCUGGACAGCCCCCCCUCUGCAGAGCAGCAGAGAUAACACACUGUGAACACACACACAGAUUACCUGGGAACACACACACACACCUUUACAGAGCUGAGGAUCAGAGCUCGAUAAAAUCUGAGGAGAAUUAUAUAUUUAAGUAAUGUCGGACUGAAAAGGGAUCGGAGACACUUCCAGUAUUUGUGCUUUAACGCUGCCUGAAGACGAGAUUUGACACUCUGCUGAAAUACGUUUUUUUUUUGUUGGGUUACUUUUUCUUAAAUCUGAAAUCUUCUCAAUAUGUUAAAGGUGGUACUCAAAGUCGUCCUGCAGCACAAUCCACUUCUUUUAAAGUUCUGUCAUAGUUUUAUUCAGCACAAAGCUUCAUCACAAUCAUAGUCUUAAUAUAAUAACAUGGACGUUUGUAUUUAGCUGAUAAGGAAUGAUUAUCUCAAAGGACAGGAGAAGUGGAUUAUGCAACACGAGAGAUUUGAGACGUUUAUUUAUGUACGUUUUUUAUGUGGAGUGACGGAGGUUUUCACUGAGGGUGUGAGAAGUAGUCUACAUUUAAUUGGAUUUGACAUGGUCUAACAAUAUAAAACAAAUAGUUUCUGACCAGAAAUGCUGAAAGUCAGGUAUUUCUCUUGGCAAAAAUGUGUCGAAAAGUCCAAUUUGAGGGACAUUUGAGACUUAAUGUGGUCCUUAAGCUCCAUUGAUGCUUCAAAAUGAACAAACAUUCUUUAUACAAAUCAUUUCCCAACAGUUUGAAGUCUUCAGCUAACCUUGUUCUGGUCAGAUAUUAGAAAUAAAUACAAAUUAAAACACUGAAAGAAGCUGAAGUCGUGGUAAUUGCAUCUGGAAGUCGUACCUCAAAUCCUUAAUUACAUAUAUAAAAACGAGCUCUAUGUGAAACUCUCUACCCUCCCUUUUAUAUUUAUUGCUAACUUUAUAUUGACUUAAAUCGGAGUAUUAUUGUAAUUACAUUUUUGCUGUUAUUUUCUUUGAUGUGACAAAAACAGGAUCACAGUGUUACGUUUAUAGGAUCCUUUACGUUAUGAUGUAAAUGUUGACAACGGAUCAGAUGUGGGAUGCAACCACUGUCACUGAUCUCCGUCCUGAUGGAGCACAACGAGUCUCUGAUCUGUUUCCACUUUGAUGUUUAAUCAUUGUUUGAUUCUGUUGCGAGCGGGACAUGAAAUUCUGAUAAAACUUUUACAAAAUGUC
Messenger RNA from Trematomus bernacchii (emerald rockcod), 3962 nucleotides. Its product is annotated as DNA-binding protein SATB2-like. Gene Ontology annotation, molecular function: RNA polymerase II cis-regulatory region sequence-specific DNA binding; DNA-binding transcription factor activity, RNA polymerase II-specific. The record is from RefSeq and is a predicted model, not a curated record. The transcript is spliced from 14 exons. Gene Ontology annotation, biological process: chromatin remodeling; regulation of transcription by RNA polymerase II. Lineage: Eukaryota; Metazoa; Chordata; Actinopteri; Perciformes; Nototheniidae. The coding region runs from base 339 to 2795 and encodes 818 amino acids.